Molecule: messenger RNA, 945 nt
Organism: Trichechus manatus latirostris (Florida manatee)
Lineage: Eukaryota; Metazoa; Chordata; Mammalia; Sirenia; Trichechidae
Product: olfactory receptor 1C1-like
Biological process (GO): G protein-coupled receptor signaling pathway
Cellular component (GO): plasma membrane
Molecular function (GO): olfactory receptor activity; G protein-coupled receptor activity
Source: RefSeq, a predicted model, not a curated record
AUGGAAAGGGGAAAUCUAACAGUUAUCGGUGAAUUUGUCCUUCUGGGACUUUCCAGUUCUGUAGAGCAGCAACACCUCUUGUCUGUACUCUUCCUCUGUAUGUACUUAGUCACUGUGUCAGGGAACAUCCUCAUCAUCUUGGCCAUUGGCUCUGACUCUCGCCUGCAUUCCCCUAUGUAUUUCUUUCUUAGCAACUUGACCUUUGUUGACAUCUGUUUUACUUCCACUGUAAUCCCCCGAAUGGUAGUGAACAGCUUGACUGGUACAUGGACUAUCUCCUUUUCAGGCUGCCUCACUCCUUUUUUCUUCAUUUCUUUAGUGAAUAUGAACAGCCUCCUUCUCUGUGUGAUGGCAUAUGAUAGGUAUGUGGCAAUAUGCCACCCUGUACAUUAUACCACCCUAAUGAAUCCUCGGCUCUGUGUCCACUUGGUGGCUGGACCCUGGGUAGUUACCUAUCUUCAUGCCCUUCUACACACUGGACUAAUGGCACGUCUGUCCUUCCGUGCAUCCAACAUCAUCCAUCAUUUUUUCUGUGAUCUCAACCCACUCCUGCAGCUCUCUUGCUUUGAUGUCUCCGUCAAUGUGAUGGCCAUUUUUACAGUGGGAAGUCUAUUGGCUCUCAUACCCCUUGUCUGCAUCCUCAUAUCUUAUGGAUUUAUCUUCUCCACCAUCCUGAAGAUAACUUCUACUCAAGGGAAACAGAGAGCCUUUUCCACCUGUGGCUGCCACCUGUCAGUGGUGGUGGUGUUCUAUGGCACAGCCAGUGCUGUUUACUUCAGCCCGGCCUCCUCUCAUACCCCUGAGAGAGACACUCUGUCAGCCAUCAUGUAUACCGUGGUGACUCCAGUGCUGAACCCUUUCAUCUAUAGUCUAAGGAAUAAGGAUAUGAAGAGAGCACUACAGAAAACAUUUUGUAAGGGCAGAGUCUUUUACCAAAAAUCAUGA